Messenger RNA from Hansenula anomala, 1003 nucleotides. RefSeq names its product NuoI/complex I 23 kDa subunit family protein. Gene Ontology annotation, cellular component: membrane. The transcript has a single exon. The record is from RefSeq and is a predicted model, not a curated record. Bases 153 to 803 code for a protein of 216 amino acids. Lineage: Eukaryota; Fungi; Ascomycota; Saccharomycetes; Phaffomycetales; Wickerhamomycetaceae. Gene Ontology annotation, biological process: mitochondrial electron transport, NADH to ubiquinone; mitochondrial respiratory chain complex I assembly. Gene Ontology annotation, molecular function: 4 iron, 4 sulfur cluster binding; NADH dehydrogenase activity.
CAAUCAGCAACACCAAAGGGCUAUUAGAUACAAGAGACUAUCAGAAUAUUUCAGCUGAAGUUUUAUAAGGAAAAAAUUAAUUUCAAAUAGUUGUUUCUGUCUUUGUUUCGGAAAGUGAAUACAGUCUUAUACCAUAGGUGAAAGGAGUCAAGAUGUUUAGAAGUAUCAUCAAUCGCCCACAAUUCAUUUCACGUCGUUACUUGUCAUCAACUUUGCUCAGGGCAAAACCAACAUUAGCUGCUGGUGGGUCUAUUGCUUCAAGUUAUCCAGAUGACUUUAGAUUACCAAAACCUAAAACAUGGGAGGAGAGUGGUGAAUCUGCAUUGGACAAAGCUACAAAGUUUUUCUUAUUAGCUGAAAUGUUUCGUGGGAUGUAUAUUGUGCUUGAACAAUAUUUCAGAGCCCCUUACACUAUUUAUUAUCCUUUUGAAAAAGGUCCAAUUUCUCCAAGAUUUAGAGGUGAACAUGCAUUAAGAAGAUAUCCAUCUGGUGAAGAACGUUGUAUUGCUUGUAAACUUUGUGAAGCUAUCUGUCCAGCUCAAGCAAUUACAAUUGAAGCUGAAGAAAGAAUGGAUGGUUCACGUCGUACUUAUAAAUAUGAUAUUGAUAUGACCAAAUGUAUUUAUUGUGGAUUAUGUCAAGAAUCAUGUCCUGUUGAUGCUAUUGUUGAAACCCCAAAUGUUGAAUAUUCCACUGAGACAAGAGAAGAAUUAUUGUACAACAAGGAGAAAUUGCUUUCUAAUGGUGAUAAAUGGGAACAAGAAAUUCAAUACUGUUUGGAUUAUGAUACUCCUUACAGAUGAUCAAACAUCAAAAAGCGUUCCAUUAUUCAUUUACUUAUUUAUUAAACUGGAUUUAACCAAACAUAUUUAUUCACUUAUUUAUUUAACUAUUUAUUACAUUAUUUAUUCAUUUGUGCAGUGUUUUAGAAGUUUGAACAACUCAAUAAACAACAAUUCUUACACCGUACAAAUAAAUGGUACACAAUAUUAUCAAUAACUCA